AUGGCUGAUGAAAAGAAAAAUAAGAGUUUUGGAUCAGGGAAGAAAACUUCUAGUUCUUACACACUGAAUUCGAAUGACAACCCAGAUGACUCACUGGAACUCGAAGAUUGGUGGACGGUUAACUCUAUGCUGGUUUCUUGGGUGUUUAACACCAUUGAACCGAUGCUUCGCUCGACCAUCUCUCACAUGGAGAACAUAAAGGAUCUGUGGGAGGAUAUUAAAAAGAGGUUCUCGAUUGGGAAUGGUCCACGAAUGCAGCAACUGAGAUCGAAUCUGGUGAAUUGUAGACAGGAAGGUCAACCGAUCGUGUUUUGUUUUGGAAGACUCAAAACGUUAUGGGAUGAAAUAAACAACUAUGAUCAGAUACCAGUGUGUAUCUGUGCAGGCUGCAGAUGCAAUCUUACCAUUGAAUUGGAAAGAAAGCGUGAAGAAGAGAGAGUUCAUCAGUUUUUGAUGGGCUUGGAUGAAGAAGGAUGCGGAACAAUGAGCUCUAAUAUUUUGAGCACUGAACCCUUGCCCAAUUUGAAUUGUGCCUAUGCUAUGGUUGUUCAACAAGAGCGGGUGCAAACUAUGACACGAACCAAGGAAGAAAGAGGUAAUCCUAUGAGUUUUGCAAUUCGAGCAGGUAGUAGAAAUUCAGGGGGAGAUAAAGACAAAUCCUCAAUUUGUUCUAAUUGCAACCGAGAGGGACAUGAUGGUGAAAGUUGUUUCCAGCUGAUAGGUUAUCCAGAAUGGUGGGGUAAUAGACCACGUGGAACUUCUGCUGGACGAGGAGGUAGUCAAAAGCGUGGCAAUGGAGCAGGACGUAGCAAGGGAGGAGUUGCUCAUGCCAACGCCACACAAGCAAUUGGAGUUGAUGGUGGGCGUGGAAUUGUGAUAGAUUCAGAUCGAAAGGGUCUUAGUGGAUUAAAUGAAGAGCAGUGGGCUGCUUUGCUAGGCAUGUUGAAUUCUUGUCAGAAUGGUGGCAAUGAGAGGCUGACAGGUAUGCAGAGGAUAUUUCCUUGGAUUAUUGACACAGGAGCUUCCCAUCAUAUGACAGGAAUGUUGGCAUUUUUGAGUGAAUUGCGUGAUAUUGACCUAAAUUCGAGGAACCUGAUUGGAGCGGGUGAGCAACACAAUGGGCUGUACUUUCUCAAGGGAGUGACAUCGGUACAUGCUUGCAAGACUUCCUGUGUAGGAAUACCUCAACAAAAUGGCCGAGUGAAAAGAAAAUAUCGCUAUAUUCUUAAUAUGGCAAGAGCUUUGCAUUUCCAAGCAAAUUUACCCAUAGAAUUUUGGGGAGAAUGUGUACUUGCAGCCAGGUAUUUGAUUAAUAGGACUCCAUCUAUGUUAUUAAAUGGUAAAACCCCAUAUGAGAUGCUCUUUGGGAAAGUACCUUCUUACAAACACGUUCGGAUUUUCGAUUGUUUGUGCUAUGCGCAUAAUCUAAAUCGAGAUAAAGAUAAAUUUGGUAGUAGAAGUCGUAGGUGUAUUUUUGUUGGGUAUCCAUUUGAAAAGAAGGGAUGGAGAUUGUAUGAUUUUGAAACUAAAGAAUACUUUGUAUCAAGAGACGUGGUAUUCGUUGAAACAGAAUUUCCAUAUGCAAAUGAGAAAACAAUGGGUGAUAAACUCAUUAAAAAUGGAGUUGAGGAGUUGGGUGAUGAAGUUGAUGGUUUAGAGAACAACUUGGGAAAGAAGCACGAUGAAAGUGUGGGUAGAGAAAGUGAGGUGAAUCCUGAAAUGGGAGAAUUGAUCCAUGAAAACAGUGAGGGAGUGGAUAGAGGUGAAGUUGUUAAAGGGCAACUAGAUAGGGGACAAAGGGCCAAGCAACCUAGUGAUCGUUUGAAGGAUUAUGUGACAAACGCCAUCAAAACAAGCCCCUUGGUAUGCUUACCUUACCAAUCUGAUUCCUCAGGUACGCCUUACUCUAUAACACAUUAUGUGGGUUAUGAUAAAUUCUCUGCACAACAACGAUGUUUAUUGGUAGCCAUUACUACAGGACAUAAACCAAGCUCUUAUGCAGAAGCAAUUAAGGAUGAACGGUGGAGAGCGGCUAUGAGAAAAGAAAUACAGGCUUUGGAGGAUAAUGGUACAUGGACAGUUGAAAAUCUGCCAUUUGGGAAGAAAGCAAUAGGAAACAAGUAG
This is a messenger RNA of Hevea brasiliensis (rubber tree), 2124 nucleotides long. RefSeq lists its product as uncharacterized. The transcript is spliced from 4 exons. The record is from RefSeq and is a predicted model, not a curated record. Gene Ontology annotation, molecular function: nucleic acid binding. NCBI's taxonomy places the organism in Eukaryota, Viridiplantae, Streptophyta, Magnoliopsida, Malpighiales, Euphorbiaceae. Bases 1 to 2124 code for a protein of 707 amino acids.